Messenger RNA from Camellia sinensis, 924 nucleotides. The record is from RefSeq and is a predicted model, not a curated record. Lineage: Eukaryota; Viridiplantae; Streptophyta; Magnoliopsida; Ericales; Theaceae.
AUGGACAAUGCAAGGAAUGAUGACACAGCAGGGUCCUCUGAUGCCCGAAUGAAUAGAAUGGAACAAAUGCUUGCAACCUUAACCGAAGUGGUAAUGCAACAACAGAGGGAACAACCUUUACCACCUCCACCCCUGCCGGCUCAAGUUGAAAUGGGUACCGGUGACAUCAUCAACUUGACACAGAAGUUCAUGAAAAUGAAAUCGCCAACAUUCUAUGGUGGAAUUGAACCGUUGAAAGUAGAGACGUGGUUACUUGAAAUGGAGAAACUGUAUGAGGUGUUCCCUUGUUCUGAAGUCCAGAAAGUCCUCCUAGCCACCUAUACUCCGAAGGAUGAAGCCCGAAGGUGGUGGUUACUGAUUCGAAAUGGCCACGAGAAUAUGACGUGGACUCAAUUCAAUACAAUUUUCUAUGACAAGUACUUUCCCCAGUGUUUCCAAGACCGGAAGGUUUCAGAAUUCCAAGAACUCAAACAAGGCAGAAUGUCUGUAGCCGAGUACGAGGCUAAGUUCACUGAGUUGGCCAGGUUUGCUCCUCACAUGGUGGACACAGACUACAAGAAGGCCCACAAGUUUGAGGGUGGAUUGGAUCUGGACAUACUGGAUAGGGUGGGAGUCCUGAGCCUACCCAUGUACGUGAAUGUUUUGGAUAGGGCAUUAAUGGAAGAGUCCAUUCUAGCAGCGAAGAAACAAACUCUUGUCCCAAGAAUUGAUUGGACGGGGAAAAGAUAUGGAAACAGUUUCAAAAUGGGUCGUUCAUUUUCUGGGAAUAAGAGGCGAAACACAGGAUCUUACAGUAGCUCAAACCAAAGUAGUGGUACUAUGCCGACUUGCUCGAAAUGUGGUAGGAAACACAAGGGGGAUUGUUAUCGAGCUUUGGGCGCCUGUUUUAGAUGUGGAAAGACUGGUCAUAUGAUGAAGGAUUGA